Messenger RNA from Pistacia vera, 3471 nucleotides. RefSeq names its product alpha-1,4 glucan phosphorylase L isozyme, chloroplastic/amyloplastic-like. Gene Ontology annotation, cellular component: cytoplasm. Gene Ontology annotation, molecular function: pyridoxal phosphate binding; glycogen phosphorylase activity. Lineage: Eukaryota; Viridiplantae; Streptophyta; Magnoliopsida; Sapindales; Anacardiaceae. The record is from RefSeq and is a predicted model, not a curated record. The transcript is spliced from 15 exons. Bases 110 to 3124 code for a protein of 1004 amino acids. Gene Ontology annotation, biological process: glycogen catabolic process.
CGAAGCUCAAACGGCAGCAGCUUUUCAAAAAUCGAGAUCAAGAACUCCGUGAAAAAGAUAACCAAAUUCACACUCUCUCCCACUCAGUAAACUUGAUCUGAAUAAGAGAAUGGCAUUUUCGCAAUUCUCUGCAAAGUCGUGUCCGUCUUCGUCGCCGGGGUCGUUUGUGCAGUACGGUUCUUUGUCUAGGUUCAUCAGCUUUGGUGCGAGCAGCGGGAACUCGAGGCGGUUGUUGAAUCUGCGGUCACGGCGAGUGGCGAGGUCGUUUUCGGUGAAGAAUGUGUCCAGCGAGCCCAAUGCUAAAUUGAAGGAGUCUGGUGUUAAAGAAGCAACUAGCGGCUAUAAUCCAGAUUCUCCAGAUGCUGCCUCUAUUGCCUCGAGUAUCAAGUAUCAUGCGGAGUUCACCCCAUUGUUUUCUCCAGAUAAAUUUGAGCUUCCAAAGGCUUACUUUGCCACUGCACAAAGCGUUCGUGAUAAUCUUAUUAUAAACUGGAAUGAGACAUAUGAGUAUUAUGAGAAGUUGAACGUGAAACAGGCAUAUUAUUUAUCAAUGGAGUUUUUACAGGGUAGGGCGCUGUUGAAUGCAAUUGGAAACUUAGGGCUUACUGGUGCUUAUGCAGAGGCCUUGAACAACCUUGGACACAAUCUAGAGAAUGUAGUUAGCCAGGAGCCUGAUGCUGCACUUGGUAAUGGGGGUCUUGGGCGACUUGCCUCCUGUUUUCUGGACUCUUUGGCAACACUAAAUUACCCAGCAUGGGGUUAUGGACUUAGAUAUAAGUACGGGUUGUUCAAACAGAGGAUUACAAAGGAUGGUCAAGAAGAAGUUGCUGAAAAUUGGCUUGAGCUGGGCAACCCAUGGGAAAUGGUGAGAAAUGAUGUCUCAUAUCCCAUAAAAUUUUACGGCAAGGUUGUUUCAGGAUCAGAUGGAAAAAGUAACUGGAUAGGAGGAGAAGAUAUACAGGCUGUUGCAUAUGAUGUCCCAAUACCAGGGUAUAAAACUAAAACCACGAUCAACCUAAGACUUUGGUCAACUAAAGCUCCUUCUGAAGAUUUUGAUUUAUAUGCUUUUAACUCUGGAGACCAUACCAAAGCAGCUGAAGCCCUAUCUAAUGCUGAAAAGAUCUGCUAUAUACUCUACCCUGGGGAUGAAUCUGUUGAGGGCAAGAUCCUUCGUUUGAAGCAACAAUACACCUUGUGCUCUGCUUCUCUCCAAGAUAUCAUUGCACAAUUUGAGAGAAGAUCUGGAACAAAUGUACGGUGGGAAGAAUUUCCUGAGAAGGUUGCCGUUCAAAUGAAUGAUACGCACCCAACUCUCUGCAUUCCGGAGCUGAUGAGAAUUUUGGUAGAUGUGAAAGGUUUAAGCUGGAAAGAGGCCUGGAAUAUCACACAGAGAACUGUGGCAUACACAAACCAUACUGUUCUACCUGAGGCAUUGGAGAAAUGGAGUUUAGAACUUAUGCAAAAACUGUUACCUCGACAUGUGGAGAUCAUAGAAAUGAUUGAUGAAGAGCUGAUUCAUGCCAUAGUUUCAGAAUAUGGCACAGCAGAUGUUGAUUUACUGGAUAAAAAACUGAAGGAGAUGAGAAUUCUAGAAAACUUUGAUUUGCCUGCCCCCUUUGCUGAUUUACUUGUUAAACCCAAGAAAAGUGCUGUUGUCGAUCCCAGUGAUAAAGUUAAAAACUCUGAAGAAGAAGUUGAAGUAGCUGAUGAAGAACUCGAACCAGCUGAUGAAGAACCCAAACCAGCUGAUGAAGAACCCGAACCAGCUGAUGAAGAACCCAAACCAGCUGAUGAAGAACCCGAACCAGCUGAUGAAGAACCCGAACCAGCUGAUGAAGAACCCGAGGCUGAAAAAGAAAUUAGUACAGCAGCAGAGGAAAAAAAGGAGGCAAAAGUGGUACCAGAACCACAAAAGCUGGUUCGUAUGGCUAACCUCUGUAUUGUGGCCGGUCAUGCAGUAAAUGGAGUGGCUUCGAUACAUAGUGAAAUAGUAAAAAAUGAAGUAUUUAAUGAGUUUUAUAAGUUGUGGCCUGAUAAAUUUCAAAAUAAAACAAACGGGGUUACACCAAGAAGGUGGAUGCUUUUCUGCAAUCCAGAUUUAAGUAAAAUUAUCAGCAAGUGGAUUGGCACAGAGGACUGGGUCACAAAUACUGAGAAGCUGGCCGAGUUAAGAAAGUUUGCAGAUAAUGAGGAUCUCCAAAAGCAGUUCAGGUUGGCAAAAAGGAACAACAAAAUGAAAGUUGUGUCACUGAUUAAAGAAAAAACAGGCUAUUUGGUCAGCCCUGAUGCAAUGUUUGACAUCCAGGUGAAGCGCAUCCAUGAAUAUAAGCGACAACUGAUGAAUAUCUUGGGAAUUGUUUACCGUUACAAAAAGAUGAAAGAAAUGAGUGAUGCAGAAAGGAAAGCCAAGUUUGUUCCACGAGUGUGUAUAUUUGGGGGAAAAGCUUUUGCUACUUAUGUGCAAGCCAAGAGAAUUGUGAAAUUUAUCACUGAUGUUGGGGCUACUGUUAAUCAUGAUGCUGAAAUAGGUGAUUUGCUGAAGGUUAUUUUUGUCCCUGAUUACAAUGUCAGUGUGGCUGAAUUGCUUAUCCCUGCUAGUGAGCUCUCACAGCAUAUCAGUACGGCUGGGAUGGAGGCUAGUGGUACCAGUAACAUGAAGUUUGCGAUGAAUGGUUGCAUUUUGAUUGGGACCUUGGAUGGUGCCAAUGUUGAAAUAAGGGAAGAAGUUGGAGAAGAAAACUUUUUCCUCUUUGGUGCUAAAGCUCACGAGAUAGCAGGGUUGAGAAAAGAGAGAACUGAAGGCAAGUUUGUUCCAGAUCCACGUUUUGAAGAAGUGAAGGAAUUCGUUAGAAGUGGUGUUUUCGGUUCUAAUAACUAUAAUGAACUGAUGGGGUCAUUGGAAGGAAAAGAAGGUUAUGGUCGUGCAGAUUAUUUCCUUGUGGGCCAAGACUUCCCUAGUUACUUAGAGUGCCAAGAGAAGGUUGAUGAAGCAUAUCGAGACCAAAAGCUAUGGACACGAAUGUCAAUCCUGAAUACAGCGGGUUCGUACAAGUUCAGUAGUGACAGAACAAUUCAUGAAUAUGCUCGAGACAUAUGGAAUAUUGAACCUAUCGAAUUGCCAUAAUUCAGAGAAUGCCUGCAUCCCAAGUAGGGAGUUGGUCUGGCUACAAGCUUGUGAUGAGCAUGGCAUCCUGUUGAUAUGUUUACAGUGUAAAUGAACUCUUUAGGGGAAAGCCGGUGGUGAAUAAAUGUAUCUUGAAUAAAUCUUAUAACACGGUAAUAAAAGAAUAAGCAUUCCGAGUCCUGUUAACCUUGCAAUUAAAGAUUAGAUAUAUAGAGCAACUUGGAUCGAUUCAGGUUCAUGGCUCAGCUUGGUAUAUGGACUCGAAUGUUUUAUCGCCCUUUUUGUCUAGAUAAAAACUUUGAAUGUAUAGCAUUACGUAUUGAAUAAAGUCUUAUUAAAGUUUUUAA